Molecule: messenger RNA, 8466 nt
Organism: Cylindrotheca closterium
Lineage: Eukaryota; Bacillariophyta; Bacillariophyceae; Bacillariales; Bacillariaceae
Source: the annotation of a GenBank genome assembly
AUGGUGAAAUCAAAAUCAAAAGCCAACAGAAAGCCGAAAACAAACUCAGAUGCUGAGAUUGUUGCGGCAAUGGAGUACGUCGAUACGGCGCACUUCCUGCUGAACAACUAUGGGCGCUAUGGAUUGGCCGAACGGGUUUGCUAUCACUUUGAUCUCAUCGAGGCACUGGGGACAUCUAAAACAAAGUCCAAUCAGUCAACAGGUGAUCACGUUCUCAGUUCUGCAUUUUCCGGGGUAACAGGACUGCUGGACUUUUCACCGGUGGGGACUUCCAAUAAGAUGCAGAAACGUCAAAGGCGAGCCAUUCGAAAUCAAACCCAGAAGUUCAAUGAAGAUGCCAAGCGACUCCGGAACACAAGCGAUACUUGUUGCUAUCAGCCAAGACAGUUGCCAUUAAGAGUACACCCAACUUCUAGGGUAUACUUUGCCUACGAAGUGACACGGAUUGCCUUUUGUUUGGAUGCUUCUCCUAGUUUGACAAAUACAUGUGGGGUUUCCGGAGGGUCCAAGGUUGACUGUUGCCCAUUGGACCGCCUUCCUCAGAUGGCCAAAACGUUUUUCACAGCACUAGUAAAGGAAGUGGAAUCUACGCUGAUAACAGAUGGAGGUCACUGGACGCCGGAAGUAGCUGUGUCUGUGAUUGCAGUCUACCCAUUGGGAAAAAAGGUAGAGACUGAUUUGCUGGUGCGUGAUUUUCGAGUGAAGGACUUGCAGUCAGCGGAGAUGCUUGUCAAGAAAAUAGAUCACUGGAUCCAUCACGAGGUCGAGUAUGGUAUAUCCGAACGAAUGUGUCGGGAGAACCCAGCCAGCACAUUUUGUGUUCCAAUGUAUUCGUCGUCCAUGAGAGACAUAUUGGACACAGGGGAUUACGCACUAAGUGUCUUGUCUUCCGAGGCACGACCCUUGAUUGUUGUUGCCACAGACUGUCGAUCUGUAUCCUGUGAAGGAAUUGUCGAUGUCUACCUUGACAUAGAUCGAGUGGAUGUUCCAGUGAUCGUUUUGGACUUGUCGUCUCCGGAGACUCAUGCAAUGGCCGGCAAGAAAGCGUCUAUGAAAAAGAAGGAACUGAACUUUCUAACUUAUGACCCUGCAAAUCCAUCAGCUUUUCCGCUGCAUCUGUCUGAUGAUUCUGAAGCUUUGUUUGGGAUUUGUAGAGCCACAGGCGGAGCUUUUCUGGAUUCGAACAUUCUACAAGACGCUUCGGAACGAAUAGUGGGUGUUGAUACGGAGUUUGGCAGCAUUGCUCCUAACGCAUCUCGGCCAAAAUACAGCAAGAUGAACCGCGUUCAGUGGCUUACACUAUUCUCAUUGUCCCCAUUAUCUCCUACAUAUGCAUCAGGCGCGAGAUUGCCACCGCCGCCUUACUUACAGAAGCACUUGACUUUGAAUCAAGCCGAUGAAAUAGUGGCACAAGAAAUUCAACCUACCAAUGCCGGAAUCACAAGACAUGAAACCCUUGCUGGUCAUCCUUUCAAACUCGGUGACCAAAAGCAACCCACCAGCAAACGAACUUAUGCAAACUCUAGGACUACUUUCUCUACAUAUGUCGUCUACCCAAUCAGAAUCAAAGCUUUGUUACUGGUGAGGAUCAAAGAAGGUUAUCGAGCGAAGCAAUACGGAAGUAGCACAGCCGAUGCAAAUAAGGUUGUUAUUCAAUUCAAGCUCCCACUGCAACUUGGUACAGUCUUGCAUUAUGAGUUAUCUUACACAGCAUCAUCCAGCAAGAAUCCAAUUGUGGGUUCAGCCCAUAUCAAAAUCGUAGUGUCUGGAAAUACGAAGUUUAUUCAGUCAGUGAAGAAUGACUUUCUGCGACAUGGUACAGUGCAAGAAACCAGACCAUUUACAACGGCACAGCGAGCGAGUGCAAGGUUGUGCCAGGUAAUCAGGCGGAUCCGUCUCGAAGACUUGAAAGCGUCAUCUUUAUGUCCUCCACUGCAGUGGUCGAGUCAACUUGGAUCUAUGGAUUCCCCAUUUGUGAAACGGUUGGGUGCAUUGACCGAAGAGCAACGACGACGUCACUUUCAACGUGACGAGUUCGACGUUCUUUUCACAGGGAGGAUGCCAUAUGCAGUGAGCGAUGAUUUUUUCAGUGACUUUAUUGCAACUGAUAAUGGUGAACAAGAGCUAUUCGAUCACCUUGCACAAUGGUCAACGCAAAUUGUAUCCCCUAGAACCCAUUAUGUCAAGCAGCUAUUCAAAAACAAAAGCACCUACUGUGUUGUUGGACUGAAGCCCUCAAUGAUUGCAUCACGAAUUUACUCCUUGACAAUCGAAUACUACGGUGGGAUUGAUCCCAAUGAUAGGUUGGAGACUCUCGAAUCUUUGAAGACCUCUAUUGAUGAUCUGAAGGAUGUAAUGGUCCUGCGUAAACAGCUUGGACCAUAUUUAGCUGGGAUUACCAACACUCGCUUCUGGUAUCUUGGCAAGAUUGAAAUUGAAUUCCAUCACGCUAGAUGGGAGCUCGUGAUCGACCCUGAACUCUUACCAUUGCUUAUGAAAAGACGCUUGGAGAUUGGACAAUUCCUUCUUUUGCACUCGACCCCGACCCGCGCCAUGUUUGGAAAGCUUGCUGAACAAGAGGCCAUCACCGGAGCUGCAGGUGAUUUGGUCCAAUAUCAAAUCGCCAUCAUGACAGAUAGGGUGGUGGUAGACUUGCAUAUGGAAAGUGAGAGUGCUAUAUUUACUCCAUUUCGCCCGUCGCAGAGUAAAGCGAACCGAUUCGACAGUAUGGUCCAAAGGAUCCGACAGCGUGACCAACAAUGUGGUAGAGCUCUCAGAAGCCGGACAAAUCUAUUGAUGGCUCUCCAAUCUCCAGGUUUGGAGCGACAAGAAGAUGUUUCAAUGAGGGAAAGCCAUCGCGAAAGCGCUAAGAGAAUCAUGGCUUACUCCUCCGCAGUGUCGAGUAAACUUCGUUUCUUCCACCAUUCAAUGUAUUUCUCGAACGAUUUGUUGUGCAAGAUGGUUUCAGAUUUCCUCCUUUCGAAGCCACUCGGACUGCGGGUACAGAAAUUGGACAUUGGCACUGAUGAAUUGAUGAUCGACGAAGGGCGGGGGUUAUGGUACGUUGUUCAAUUCGAUAGAGAAACAAUGAGUUUGCUACAUCUCUCGUUGGAUGACAAGGUAGAGGAGACAGAAGAUGGUGUUCAGACAUUUCGUACAUUGACUUUCUUUACAAGCAGUAUCAGUGCUCUUUACAGCAAACGCGACGAUAUGGGCGAUGAUGACUCCAUCGACAGUCACAUUAGCGAAUAUCUUUGUGUCACGGACUUUGCGGAUCACAUCGAAGCGCCCAUCAGCAAGGUAUUCUCAUCAGCAGGCUAUCUUUCAAUGAGAUCUAAGGAUCACCAAUCCAUAGAUUUCUUUCAACCAGUUGACUUGGGAAAGGUUAUGGAACCAUGUGAGUUUGUGGACGUCGCAAGCGUUGUCACAGCAGCAGCAUCGAACUAUAGCUUUGACGAUGAGGCAAGCGUUGUCACAACAAAAGCAUCGAAUCAAAAGGAGGACGAUGGCCUACGGGAAUAUGAUAGGUCCAAACUGUACCAAAUGAUAAGUUCAAUUUUGAGCCCUAUUCCAGGUAACGAAGAAUGCAUGUUCUAUUGCGGAGAAGGCCAGGUUGAAGAUGACCAAGAUCUACGUUCACAUGAUUCUGAAUCGCAAUCCGCUGCCUCUGUGGGCAGCUUAGAUCUUCACGACUCUAGCAACAGUGUUAACAAUGGGGAAGAUGAAUUUGACGAGACUGAAGUACCAAACUUGGACGAUGGUUCAAUAGGAGUUACAAAUGGAAAUAAUGACUCGGUGGCUUUCGAGAAAAGCCUUUUAGCACCCAUAUUCGUGAGGUUUCUUCUUGAUGGCGAAAAUGCGUCUCUUGAGGAUCUUCAUCAAAUUCCCAAAAACACACGGCUCACUGCACAAAUGUCCAUAUUCAAAGGCGAACUGUCGAAACAAGGAAACUCUCAGAACGCUGGUCUUCGACUUCUUCCGAGGUCUCAUCACGGUGCUGCGUUGGAAAUCAGUUCUCUACUGAAGUCUUAUGUCGCGGAACAAACACUUGAGAAUCUUCGGGAACAAGGUGCAUUGAUUUCACUGGAGGGCCUCCAAAUGGUGAAAAAAUGCCUCGAGAGAAUCCAGACAGUGGCAUCUUCAUCGAUCGAUAUUUUCUUCUAUGUAUCGAAGACUGAUCAAAUGGUUCAAGCAUCUGCUCCAGCUGGUAGAGAACUUGAAGUAGAAGAAGGUUUUGUGCUCCUUGAUGCUGAAUUGCGGAAGAGCGAAGAGUUUUCUUUUCGUCCUCUUGUUGGAGGAGGCUUUGUCGUAGUUGGCAGUUCUGGAUUCAUUGACUUUUGGUCCUUCGUGCAAGUUGGCAAAGAAGAUGGUAUUCUCAUUCAAACAUACCAUCCAGGCGGCAGCAAGAGAGCCAACGAGAUGAUGACAAAGAUCCAUGGAUUCAUUGGAGGCUGCAUUCAUCGCGUAAAUCAAACGUUACUCUUAGAAAGGUUGCAUCGAUCUCGAACAGCGAGUGUCUUGAUGAUUCCCAACGAUCAAGACAGCGACUCGAUCUCCAACUUGAUAAUUCCUAACGAUCAAGACAGCGACUCGAUCUCCAACGCGUCGAGUAAUUUGGUGGAGGAAGAGAUUUUCCUGUCAGGUUGCUUUGAAUGCCCCGUAGUAUUCAAAAGCGACUUUGAGUUGUACACGCGAUGCGCUGCAAGUCCUUUCCAAGUAGCUCAAAGGUUGGAAGGUGAUGUACUCCAUAGUUUUGCAGUUUCAAAUCGGCGAAGCUUGUUUGUCUACAAAGAUGAAAGCGACGCCAUCUUUUACAUGCGUCUGAAAGCCGAGGAAGCGAUUGAUGACAACGGCAGUGUUACAUUGCUUGUCUAUGGCGUGAACCCCCCAGGCCCAUCUGUCACGAGGCAGUUAAGAACAUUGCUUCAACGAAGAAUUCUUCUCAUUGGAGUGGAUAUGCUCGCAUCUAUUCUUACAAAGAAUCCUCACUUCUUGUGGAUGCGCACAGACCUUAAAUUUUUGAAUUCAUUUGAAGAAGAUUGGGCAAGUCUUGAAAAAGAAGUUCCCGUCGUUUCGGAUCAAUCGUACAUUUACGAGUUUCCAGCUGGAGCGAAUGACCCUUGUAUGGUUCUCCUGAUGUUCCGACAGAAUAUUUGCGGGUCAUCAUUUUUCCACCGUUUAAACGACUUUGGAUUGAGUUCGACUGGGCAUGUCUCGAUUUCCUCUGUUAUGGACGAGGGGGGUGCAGUACUGAGCUGGAACAGCCAUGGCUUUACGCUGUAUUACAACAACGCUCCAUCAAAACUUGAUCCGUCUUUCCAAGGUGUAAGCACGUUGACAGGAAAAGGAGAAAUGCUUUGUCGUGAAGCAGGUGCGGGAAUUGCGAUGGUCGAAGUAUCAUUGGUUAGAGCUGAUGGCACCCCUGUUGAUGAAACAGUGUUCGCGGUACCGGUUAAUAGGAAUGGCAAUGCUGCAACGACUGAACCAGUUGAAUCUUUGAGGUUUUGCAAACUCGAGGCAAAACGAACGGAUGAAGAAGCGGGUAACAUUUGCGUUCAGAUUCGUAUCACGGGAUCCACGAUCAGGAAGGAAUACCUUCAUCAACUUGUCGCUUUGACGCUUGACCAAGCUCUUCUUGGAUGGUAUCUCGAACAGUUACUCGAAAAAACGGUACAGUUGAAUGUAAGGGAGAGCCUGCUGUCGAGUAAAGCCUGGAACGGCGAUACAAGAGAAACACAGAUGCCCGAGCUUACAAGGCUCACUGAUAUCCUUGAGUGCUGGCAUACACUGCCACAUCCAGCAAUAAAGAAAGUGGAAUGCCAAGGGGUUAUUCGCGCUUCAUCGGUUGCAACCACAACACUCGAGGUACUCGAGAAGGCCGUGCUGCCUCUACUGACGAUCGACAUGUCACCGCCAUUCGGGAAUCAAGUUUCUUCUUUGCGAAUACUGCGCCUAUCAAGAUCAGGUGCACCGAGAAUGGUCAAUUUGGCUUGGGACAAUUCGCGGCGUGAAGCAGUUGUUCUAGAAUCGACUGACUCGCCUGGAAAGGAUGUCAUAAAAGAUUCUCCGAUCGACUGUCCUGAAUACAAAUGCUUCUUCUGGUUGACAGAAGAAGAGCGCAAAAAAAUGGAUCGCAGUCUACAGGUGUAUGAAGGGAUCAUGAUACACGAUGGUAUAAGCGAAAGGAACCCGACCAUAGAGACACUUGAAGAAGUGAAAGGUAGAUUUCCAGGAUCAUUUCAAAGGUCUCUUGCUUUUGUUCUUUCCAUAAAGCGGAAUCGCCGAAGUUUUUGGGCCUACAACUUCAACCCACAUGUUCUCGCGAAUCUUUCAGAACGAUUGAAUGAAUUAGAAAUGAAAUUUCUUCGUGACGUCGGGGAUUCCGUUGGUCUCCUUCAAAAACGCUGCUUACAUUUGCUCGCACCAUCUUUGGGCUUUAACAGACCAAGAGCAAUGAGCAUCAGGCGCCAGGAAGCUGAAACCGCCCAAUUGACACAUCGCGAACGAUCCAACAACUCAGGCAGUGCAGCGAAAAUGGAUCGACCACCGAGAAGCAAGCGGACCCGACGGCAAGUUUCGCUCAUGCGACCAAAGCUGAUCGGAAAAUCUGUUGAAGGAGCUGCAGUUCAUGCGGUCGCAGCCUCUAGGAAGCGUGCAAGUUCCAACCAUCAAUUCAAAAAUGUAGCUGGUAAACGACCACCCGUGCCUAGACUCACGAGGCAGACAUCGAAAAAUGGUGACGUUGGAAGCUCAACGAAAACCGAAGUUGAUGCCCAGACGACUAAGUCGCAUCGAAAGGAUCAAACACAAAUGAGUGAAGAAUUGGUUCGGGUAAGCCAGGACUACUCAAUGAUAUGCAUGGUGAAGAACUUUCAAAUUCAACGGCUCAGCACACUCCAGAGCAAAGCGUUGAUCAAAUUGGCAACGGUAUGGUGGCCCAUCAAGAACAAGGAGACCAUUCCGAAGGAUGUUGGACAAUUCUUGUUUCGGAAGGCCGCAUUUGCGUGGAGUGAUUCGAGACCAUUUCCGCCAAUACCGAAUGGAACAGGCAAAUUUUUCAUUCCGCUGUUUGCAAGGUAUCUUGCAGCUUUGAAUCCUGGAUUGCAGAUCGUCCCAAUCAGGUUGAAUGGAAGUGUCUCGAAGGAAUAUGACUCGAUCUUACUUUCUUCCGAAGUGAAGAAUGUUCGAGGAUGUAAGGCGUUUGUGGCAGUGCUAUUAUCUAGAGUCACGAUUGACGGAAAGGAUAUCAUUCGAUCUGAAGGAGCGGUGAUUAACCUGCCGAGACGUUCCCGGGAGGCACAAUUGAAAAAAGGCGGUGGGACUCUGCGGAGUUCAAUGUUCAUUGAAAAAGAUUCAGCGGGAAUGGCCAAGCUUGGUCAUGAGUUGCAUCAACGUUUGUGCCUCGAUCGCAACCUCUUUGAUUUCAAUGCCUCCAUGAUGGAACGCACUGUGCGGCUCCAAGAAACAACAUUUGAAUUGAAAGACAUUGUUCCCACAAUGCGCCGCAUGAUGUCGAAGUUUUCUUUGGAACGGCAAAAACGCAUCCCUAAACUCAACUACCGAGUGUUUGAAGCGGCCGUCAUUCUUAAGAACUACAACGACAAAUUCAUUAGCAAAUUUAAUGGAGAAGAGUUAUUUCAAAGGCUGUAUGCCGAAGCCGAAGACAUGGAUAUGAUUCGAUGUGAACAAGGGCUUUGUUUCAAGAAGGGUAUUAGUGUCCGUGGUUCUCAUUGCGUCUGUUUCUUGACGUCCAAUGAAACGGAACUGAGUAAAAUGCAACUUGUUUUGCUGUGUCGGACCCAAGGUCGUGAUUUGGCCGAUUUCAUGUUCCGGGAAGGAUCGAAUGUAGCCAUUCGUAUUCUGGACAAUAUCGUCUUGGAAUCUUCGGGGAUGGCCUUCAAAGCACUGCGGACGGCUGCUCGAGAUCUAUUGAAGGAUUCAUUGUGGCGGUUGCUGUCUUCGCCAACACAACUGCAAGAGCCGGCACCAAUAUCUAUGCAAGCGGAAAUUCAAGAACUCUUGGCCCUGACCCAUGCAAGAAGGCUCCGCGAGGUGCAAGAUCGACUACUAGGACACCGCAAAAAUAGCAACAGCAGCAAAUUCAAAAGCAGCUUGAUGAAUCCUUCGGUCUUGUUGGAUGUCAAUUGGGAUUCUCUGUGCGAUGCCAUGCAUCAUGAUCCAGCGUUUGCGCCACAUUGGGUUUUGGACGACGAUUCCUUGAUGUCGUCUCACUGGUCGCAGUCGGGCCUCUUGUCGCCAAUCCAAUCAAGCUUGAAGAUCACCUCGCACCUAUUUUAUCUUUCGUCGGCGGACCUGUUCUUGCUCUUUGGCAUUAACCAUCUGAAGAGGACGAUUGAAAUGGUUAGUCUUGUGGAAAAGGAUGAUUCGGUAGCUCCCGAACGGCGCCAAAUUGCUAUCCAGCAACUCUACAACUUUUUGCUUCACUUCAUGUGGCAAAGUUUGUAG